Molecule: messenger RNA, 1791 nt
Organism: Penicillium riverlandense
Lineage: Eukaryota; Fungi; Ascomycota; Eurotiomycetes; Eurotiales; Aspergillaceae
Product: WD40 repeat domain-containing protein
Exons: 4
Coding region: 1-1791 (596 amino acids)
Biological process (GO): anaphase-promoting complex-dependent catabolic process; positive regulation of ubiquitin protein ligase activity; positive regulation of anaphase-promoting complex-dependent catabolic process
Cellular component (GO): anaphase-promoting complex
Molecular function (GO): ubiquitin ligase activator activity; anaphase-promoting complex binding; protein binding
Source: RefSeq, a predicted model, not a curated record
AUGGCCGACCGAUCUCAGGCCAGGGAGGUGAAGGCGGAUGGCAGCGGCACAGCAGCCAAGUUGAAUGAGCGCGCACAACCCUCGAAUAUCGCAUCACCCCCAGGCUCCAAGACACCACCAAGCAUGCCAUCAAAGCGAACUAUCCUGUUUCCAGCCAACCAGCCACAACAAAGACCGCUAGAAGGGUCGGAACCGGUGGACGCGGGUGCCCUGUCCCGGGCACUAAAGGACUAUGAUGAGGCAGGGCAUCGUCGGGAGAGAACUCCAGGCACAAGCCCUUGCCGCAAGAGGCAGCGGGUGUAUGGAGAUCGAUUCAUUCCUAACCGUGAUGGACAAGACUUGCAGGCAACCUUCAGCCUGUUGCAUGAGGAUGGCUGCCCUUCAACCCCGUCCAAAACAAAGAGACGGACCCCCCACUCUGAGCUCCAUUUCCAGAAGACGGAGGAAGCAAAUCGGACCUUUUCUCGUGUUUUGCGCAGCGAACUGUUUGGUAAUACUGUCCCGCAGCCGGACCUGAACUCGACCUCACCCGAUCCGCUCCUCGGCUUCAGCAAUGGCAUCAAUGACAAGACCCGGUCUCACACCCCUCCCUCUCAUGUGGUGGCCAACGUUCCCCCUGCAAGCAUCACUCCAUCUACUCCACACAAGAAUCUCUUCAACUACGGCCCGACCCGGUCUGGCUCCGGCCACCCGACUCCCUCCAAGACCCCUCGAAGCCACCAUGGACCAAACCUGAAUGUCCGAUCGGAGCUGUACAGCCUCUCACCCAUUCGCUAUGACAGCCAACGGAUCCUCGAGACACCGCGCAAACAGCCCCGCUACGUGAAUAAGGUACCCUACAAGGUCCUGGAUGCGCCUGACCUGCAGGAUGAUUUCUAUCUCAACUUGGUCGACUGGGGAAGCAGCAAUGUUCUGGGUGUGGGGUUGGCCAAUUCGGUGUACAUGUGGAAUUCCCAGUCUGGCCGGGUGACGAAGCUGUGCGAGCUCAAAGACGACACCGUCACUAGUGUCAGCUGGAUUCAGAGGGGUACACAUCUUGCAAUUGGUACGGGUAAAGGUCUCGUGCAGAUUUGGGAUGCGGAGCAUCUUCGUCGACUUCGGACGAUGAUUGGCCAUACGAAUCGUGUUGGGGCACUGGCGUGGAACGACCACAUCCUCACAUCUGGGUCUCGCGAUCGUCUUAUCUAUCACCGAGAUGUCCGGUCCCCUGAUCAGUACAUUCGUCGACUCUCUGGUCAUAAGCAAGAAGUCUGCGGGUUGAAGUGGAACACGGAAGAUGGUCAAUUGGCAUCUGGUGGCAACGACAACAAGUUGAUGGUGUGGGACAAGCUGAACGAGACUCCCCUCUAUCGCUUUUCCGACCACAGCGCCGCAGUCAAGGCCAUCGCGUGGUCCCCGCACCAGCACCAUCUCCUUGCCUCGGGUGGUGGUACGGCCGAUCGCACGAUCAAAUUCUGGAACACGUCAACGGGUUCGAUGAUCAAGGAGGUUGACACCGGCAGCCAAGUAUGCAAUCUGUCUUGGUCCAAGAACUCGGACGAGAUCAUCAGCACGCACGGCUACAGUCAGAACCAAAUUGUCAUCUGGAAGUAUCCGCGCAUGGAGCAGAUUGUUUCUCUGACCGGCCACACCUUCCGUGUCCUGUACCUCGCCAUGAGCCCGGACGGACAAACGGUUGUGACGGGCGCUGGUGAUGAGACCCUGCGUUUCUGGAAAAUCUUCGACAAGAGGGCUACUCGAGACACUCGCCGCGAGGGCAGCAAGCUUGCUGAGUGGGGCACCAUUCGGUAG